AUGAAUACGUUGAAUGCAACAGUGAUGGAAACGAACGCGCCAGGCGCAUAUCAUCAUCGCUGGAACUUGCUCACCCCAUCACUGCUAUCCGAAAAUGGCGAUGAAAACAACACCUCUGAGGUAUGCCGAGCGAUCAAAAUCGAGCAUCCGUUUGAUACGGAUGAGCAUCCGGCGUUCUUUCGGACGGGCUCAGCCGCGACGGCCGCCAGUGUGGCUCAGCAGCUGCAACGUCGUCAGUCAGUAACUUCAGCUUCUCCGGUCGCAACUCCGACAAUUCCGCUAGCAUCAUGCGCCACUGCUGCAGCCUCUCUUUCAUCAGCAUUCAGCAAACGAUCUGCAACAUUGAACAGAAAUCAACAACAGCAGCAACACCACCAUCAUCAGCUGCAACAGCAACGACAACAACAACCACAGCAGCAACUUCAGCAACAACAAAAUGGUGCAAGAAUGAGGGCAGACGAAGCACAUUUGACCAGUGAGUGCGAUUCCUCCAAACAAACCCUUGAGGUGAAUAAAUAUUUGCUACUCGAUAUCGAAACACAUCCUAAUCGCUCUCGUACUGUAAACAUUCGUUUAGCCAGGCAACAUAAGCAUAGCUACCAGACCCCAUAA
Gongylonema pulchrum is the source of this 612-nucleotide messenger RNA. NCBI's taxonomy places the organism in Eukaryota, Metazoa, Nematoda, Chromadorea, Rhabditida, Gongylonematidae. The record is from the annotation of a GenBank genome assembly.